UCUCCGCCUUCACGCAUCUGUCAGCUCUGCACACUUUUUAGUCAGGUGCAGUUUUAUCCACAAUGUCCUCUGUUGAAGAAAUUUCCAACUCCGUGACGGAAAAUCUGGAGGAGGAUGGAGUUGAAAAUGUCAAUUCAGUAGAGGACGCGGAGAUGGAGUACGAGGAGCCCGUUAAAGGAGGUUAUAUCUUCUACAGAGACAGAAAAGAGUGGGCCGAUCUGGAGCCUGUUCCUCAAGAUGACGGACCAAACCCUGUGGUGAAGAUCGCUUAUUCAGAGAAGUUCACAGACGUGUUUGACAUGUUCAGAGCGCUCCUGAAGAAUGAUGAGAAGAGCGAGAGAGCAUUUGCAUUGACCGCUGAAGCCAUCGACCUCAACGCCGCUAAUUAUACAGUAUGGCACUACAGGAGAGUUUUACUGCAGGCUCUAAAAAAAGACCUGAGAGAGGAGAUGAAUUACAUCACAGCCAUCAUAGAAGAUCAGCCCAAGAACUACCAAGUCUGGCAUCACAGGCGGAUGGUGGUGGAGUGGCUGAGCGACCCAGCGGAUGAGCUGCUGUUUGUAGCAGAAAUCCUCAGUCAAGAUGCCAAGAACUACCACGCGUGGCAGCACAGACAAUGGGUCAUCCAGGAAUACAAGCUGUGGGAUGGAGAGCUGGAGUAUGUGGAGGAACUGUUGGAGGAGGACGUGAGGAAUAACUCCGCCUGGAAUCAGAGACACUUUGUCAUCAGUCACACCAGCGGAUACUCCGACCCAGGCAUCCUCCAAAGAGAAGUGCAGUACACCCUUAAACAAAUAAAGAAAGCUCCUCACAACGAGAGCGCUUGGAACUAUUUAAAAGGGAUCCUGCAGGAUGGUGGUCUAUCCUCUUAUCCAGGGCUGUUAGAGCAGGUAAUGGAGCUCCAGGACACUUGCAGUUCUCCAUAUCUCACCGCAUUCUUGGUGGAUCUUUAUGAAGAUGCUCUGGAAAGCAACAACUCCAGCCACAACCAGCAAGAGACACUCAGCAAGGCCUUAGAGCUUUGUAAGCUCCUGGCAGAGGAUUUGGACACCAUUAGAAGGGAAUACUGGAACUAUGUGUCCCGCUCUCUCCAGAACACGUAUGGCUCAGGUGACCCCAUCCCAUCCUCUUCUGACCCUCCUCCUGCUGCCCCCCAGCAGCCUGACACGGAGCCAAGUGACCCCUGAGGAGAAGAGCAGACCUCCACACAUGGUUAGAGGAGCAGACAGAAACACUUGAUAGACUCUUUAUCCGUGUAUGAGUGUGUGUACACAGCCAGGCUUUAACAGCAGCGCUUGUAAAAAUCGAAGAACAACCUAAAAACUCAAAGUAGCCAUAUGCUUAAAAGCUCUCAGAGUGAACCAUACACUUCCAUUAAGGCGAAUGAAAUGGAUUGUGGGAGUUUUACAGUAAAUCAUAGCAGUCAUACUUGUGUUUUAGACUACGUUUGUAUUUUCAGAGGUCGAUUUAUCAAAACAAAUGCAUAACCGACAUGUUUCCGGUGUAGUCCGAAACUUCUCUUGCCAAACGCAUCUUCUGGUUUGUGCUUUUUUUUUUGUAUGUUCAGAAAUAAUAACAAUGCUGAAGCUCAA
Messenger RNA from Danio aesculapii, 1592 nucleotides. It is a transcript of the gene fnta, whose product is annotated as farnesyltransferase, CAAX box, alpha. The transcript is spliced from 9 exons. Bases 63 to 1187 code for a protein of 374 amino acids. Gene Ontology annotation, biological process: protein geranylgeranylation; protein farnesylation. The record is from RefSeq and is a predicted model, not a curated record. NCBI's taxonomy places the organism in Eukaryota, Metazoa, Chordata, Actinopteri, Cypriniformes, Danionidae. Gene Ontology annotation, molecular function: CAAX-protein geranylgeranyltransferase activity; protein farnesyltransferase activity. Gene Ontology annotation, cellular component: protein farnesyltransferase complex; CAAX-protein geranylgeranyltransferase complex; cytoplasm.